This is a messenger RNA of Candoia aspera, 6078 nucleotides long. RefSeq names its product astrotactin 1 (gene ASTN1). The coding region runs from base 1 to 3954 and encodes 1317 amino acids. Gene Ontology annotation, cellular component: endosome; membrane. The record is from RefSeq and is a predicted model, not a curated record. Lineage: Eukaryota; Metazoa; Chordata; Lepidosauria; Squamata; Candoiidae. Gene Ontology annotation, biological process: neuron cell-cell adhesion; neuron migration. Gene Ontology annotation, molecular function: protein binding. The transcript has 23 exons.
AUGGCUUUAGCUCGCGUUUGCAUCUGGCUUUCUUGCUGCUGCUGCCUCACGGUCGCCGCCGCUAAUGCCGCGGCCGCCGCUGCGGCCGCCGCCGCCGCCGCCGCCGGGCCGGCUGAAGCGGACGGGGACCCUUCCAAGGAGAUGGAGUGCAAGCUGAAGAGCAUCACCGUGUCGGCGUUGCCCUUCUUGCGGGAGAACGACCUGAGCAUCAUGCACAGCCCCUCGGCCUCCGAGCCCAAGCUCCUCUUCUCGGUCCGCAAUGAUUUUCCCGGGGAGAUGGUGGUGGUCGAUGACUUGGAGAACACCGAACUGCCCUACUUCGUGCUGGAGAUUUCAGGCAAUACAGAAGAUAUCCCAUUGGUGCGCUGGAGGCAGCAGUGGCUGGAAAAUGGCACCUUGCUCUUCCACAUCCACCAUCAAGAUGGAACUCCCAUCUCACCUGGCUUAGAACCCACAGAAGAACCCCAGAGUGAAUCAGCAGAAGAAGAGCUACGGAUCCUUCACAUCUCAGUCAUGGGAGGGAUGAUUGCCUUGCUGCUCUCCAUCUUGUGCCUGGUAAUGAUUCUCUACACACGCCGGCGUUGGUGCAAGCGCCGUCGAGUGCCGCAGCCCCAGAAGAGUGCCAGUGCUGAGGCAGCCAAUGAAAUUCACUACAUCCCCUCAGUGCUGAUUGGUGGCCAUGGCCGUGAGAGUCUGCGGAAUGCCCGGGUGCAAGGCCACAACUCCAGUGGGACUCUGAGCAUCCGAGAGACCCCAAUCCUAGAUGGCUAUGAAUAUGACAUUACUGACCUGCGCCACCACUUACAGCGAGAAUGCAUGAACGGGGGUGAGGACUUUGCCAGCCAGGUGACCAGAACACUGGACUCUUUACAGGGCUGUAAUGAGAAGUCAGGCAUGGAUCUAACGCCAGUUUUUACCUUAAAUUCUUCCUGUUCAGGAAGUGACAAUGCCAAGCUAUCCUUGAUGAACAAAUACAAGGAUAAUAUCAUCGCCACCAGCCCUGUGGACUCCAACCAUCAACAGGCAACUCUGUUGUCUCAUACAUCUAGCAGUCAACGCAAACGGAUCAAUAACAAAUCACGAGCUGGCUCUGCAUUUCUGAACCCUGAAGGGGAUUCUGGGACAGAAGCAGACAAUGAUCCUCAGCUGACCUUUUACACAGAUCCAUCACGGAGCAGGCGGCGCAGUAGAGUGGGUUCACCUAGGAGUCCAGUUAGCAAGACAACCCUGACGCUCAUCAGCAUCACCAGCUGUAUCAUUGGUCUGGUCUGUGCUUCUCAUGUGAAUUGUCCGCUUGUGGUCAAGAUAACACUUCAUGUUCCAGAGCAUCUUAUUGCUGAUGGGAGCCGGUUUAUCUUAUUAGAGGGGAGCCAGCUGGAUGCCAGUGACUGGUUAAAUCCUGCCCAGGUGGUUCUUUUCUCCCAGCAAAAUUCUAGUGGGCCGUGGGCCUUGGAUAUGUGCGCCCGACGGCUUCUUGAUCCCUGUGAACACGAGUGUGAUCCUGAAACUGGUGAGUGUCUUUGCUAUGAAGGUUAUAUGAAGGAUCCAGUGCACAAACACCUUUGCAUCAGGAAUGAAUGGGGCACAAACCAAGGGCCAUGGCCAUAUACCAUAUUCCAGCGGGGAUUUGAUUUGGUGCUGGGAGAACAGCCUUCUGACAAGAUAUUCAGAUUCACCUACACUCUCGGGGAAGGGAUGUGGCUGCCACUGAGCAAAAGCUUUGUGAUCCCACCUGCUGAAUUGGCCAUCAAUCCGUCAGCCAAGUGCAAAACUGAUAUGACAGUGAUGGAGGAUGCUGUAGAGGUCAGGGAGGAACUGAUGACUUCUUCCUCCUUUGAUAACCUGGAGGUUCUCCUAGAUUCUUUCGGCCCAGUCCGGGACUGCUCCAAGGACAAUGGGGGUUGCAGCAAGAAUUUCCGUUGCAUUGCAGAUCGGAAAUUGGACUCCACUGGUUGUAUGUGUCCUCCUGGUCUCAGCCCCAUGAAAGAUGGCACUGGCUGCUACAAUCGCCACAUAGGUGUGGACUGUUCGGAUGGGUUCAAUGGCGGUUGCGAGCAACUCUGUCUACAACAUAUGGUGCCUUUGCCAGAAGACCCUUCUUUGUACAAUAUCCUUAUGUUUUGUGGAUGCAUUGAAGAUUACAAGCUAGGUAUGGAUGGACGAUCUUGUCAGUUAAUUUCAGAGUCCUGUCCAGAGGGUACUGACUGUGAAGAGAGCCGAGAGCUGCCCAUGAAUCAAACUCUCUUUGGGGAAAUGUUCUAUGGUUACAACAAUCAAACGCGUGAGUUGGCACCUGGGCAGGUGCUGAAGGGAACAUUCAGGAUGAAUAACUUUGCUCGUGGCUUGGAGCAACAGCUGCCAGAUGGACUAAUGUUGGCCACCGUUCCACUAGAGAAUCAGUGCCAAGAGGAGCUGUCUGAGCCUACUCCUGAUCCAGAUUUUCUGACUGGGAUGGUGAAUUUCAGUGAGAUUUCUGGAUAUCCUUUGUUACAACAUUGGAAAGUUCGCUCUGUCAUGUACCAUGUUCGGUUGAACCAGAUGGCUACCUCUCAGUCUUUCGGCAAUGCCCUUCAUUCUCUGGAUGGAGCGACAUCUCGGGGAGAUUUUGUGGCUCUGCUGGAUCAUUUUGGCAACCACUAUAUACAGGAAGCUGUCUAUGGAUUUGAGGAAUCCUGCUCUAUCUGGUAUCCCAACAAGCAAGUCCAAAAACAGCUCUGGCUGGAGUAUGAAGAUAUUAGCAAAGGUAACUCCCCAUCAGAUGAAUCUGAAGAGCGUGAGCGAGAUCCCAGGGUCCUCACUUUUCCAGAGUACAUUGCCAGUUUGUCGGAAUCAGGGACCAAACGCAUGGCAGCCGGAGUGCGCAUGGAGUGCCAAAGCAGGGGCCGCUGCCCCUCAUCCUGUCCUUUGUGUCACGUGACCUCUAGCCCAGAUGCUGUGGCUGAACCCAUCCUCCUGGAGGUCACAAAAGCAGCACCCAUCUAUGAGUUAGUCAUCAACAAUCAGACUCAGAAGCUGCUGCAAGAGGCCACCAUGAGUUCCCUGUGGUGCUCAGGCAGUGGAGAUGUCAUUGAGGACUGGUGUCGGUGCGACUCAAGUGCAUUUGGUGCAGACGGGCUUCCAGCCUGUGCACCCCUCCCACACCCUGUGCUAAGGUUGUCCACAGUUCAUGAGCCUAGCAGUUCCCUGGUGGUGCUGGAGUGGGAGCACUCAGAGCCACCAAUCGGAGUGCAGAUUGUUGAUUACCUCAUCCGCCAGGAGAAGAUCACUGACCGCUUAGACCAUUCAAAGGUGGAAACUGAGAUGGUGCUGAGUUUUGUGGAUGACAUAAUCUCUGGAGCCAAAUCACCCUGUGCGAUGCCGGCCCAGGUGCCCGACAAGUUGUCUACAACCAUUUCCUUGAUCAUUCGUUGUCUGGAAUCUGACACUAUGUACAUGUUCACACUUUGGGGUGUGGAUAACACAGGGAGACGCUCAAGGUCAAGUGAUGUGACAGUGAAGACUCCUUGUCCAGUUGUGGAUGAUGUCAAGGCCCAAGAAAUAGCUGAUAAGAUCUACAACCUCUUUAAUGGCUACACUAGUGGAAAAGAGCAGCAAACAGCCUACAAUACCUUACUGGACUUGGGCUCCCCAAGUCUUCACCGGGUCCUCUAUCACUACAACCAGCACUAUGAGAGCUUUGGGGAGUUCACUUGGCGCUGUGAGGAUGAACUGGGACCUCGAAAAGCUGGGCUUAUCCUCUCCCAGCUUGGGGAUCUAAGUACCUGGUGCCACAGUCUUUUACAAGAGCCCAAAAUCAGUCUUCAGCGUACAACACUCAAAUUCCUUGCCUGCCGCUACAGUGAGAUCAAGCCAUAUGGAUUCAAUUGGCUGGAGCUGAGUCGUGACCUGAAGAAAACUUGUGAGGAGCAGAUGCUGAGUGUUCUUUACAAUGACUAUGGAGACAAAGACAACUGAGCAGGCUCAUGGAAAGACAUCAAAAGAACUUCCUCAGCAUUGUGGAAGACAGGGAGUUUAUAGGAGCAGGUUGUUGGGGUUUUUACAUGGAUAUUCAAACACCAGAUAGAUCUCUAAUGACAGUGUUGCUUAGACAGAGAGAUCACGUUGUUUCUGUUGGCUUCGCUGAUUUCACAUGGUGCAAAGCUUUCCCACAUUUGCAAGUGAUGUGAUAUCUAGUGUGGUGGUGGUUAUGGGAGAUGUCCUCUUUGGAAUGGGGGAAUUGCUCUGCUCAUUUUGCCAAGAUGUUCCUUAGCCUUGUGUGUCAAGGUAUCACUGCAUGUGUGUGGUUCACCGAGAAAAUACUCCUAGAACAGCAGCCUGUUCCACACACAUACACCAUUGACACAAGGACACACACAGACUCGCAUGAAAUAGAACAGAAUAACCAAAGCUAACAAAAUAAGGAAUCUCUUUGGGGAUCUAAACAAAUCAGCAACAGGAAGAAGAAUGAAAGCAUGCUCAGAGGAAAGGAUAAAAUACAUAGAAUGAAUUAACUAAGUAUCUUCCAGAGAAAAAUUCCUUUAUGUGAUGUCUGCCUCAUCUCCUUUUAUAGCAGCCAUUCCUUUGUUAUGUCACUCUUGAAUACCUUGCUAGGGUAGCUGGAGCAUCUCCCCUUGCAGUCCCCAUUUGGAUGUGCCUCACUGAGACACAUUACAAGUUGAUGAAAGAUCACAAAGAUGCCGAAUGGCAUAUUCCACAACAUAAUUUAGGAGCUUCCAUAGCUUCAAAUGCGCCAGACAAAACUAAAAUCAGAGCAUCUGGUGUGUAACAAAACUCAAUUUUGCCACUAGGAAAUGCAAAUAAAAUAAAGUACAGAAGCUGAAAUUAUUUGAUAGGGAAACCUAUCAUUUAUAUUUGAGCUAUUAGAUGCAAACUUUAAAACAAAAUUUGGAAUAACUUAACACACGGCCAUUCAGCCUAUACUAGUAGUUAUUAAGACUUGGUUGCAAACAGUGCAAUAACAUGAAGUGGGAAGAAAGGCUGAUUGUAUAUGGAGGGCAAGGUGGAUGAUCAUCCAUGGUUAUAGGGUAGGAAGAGAGAAACUCUUCAUUUUCUUUUAGAAGCAACUCAUCUUAUAGGGUUGCUGCAUUUGGAACAAGGCUUUGCAUUCUGGAUUAUGCAGUUUCAAUCAGUUUCUGCACAUUCAGCAUUUAGUUACCGGGAUAUAUAAUUGGAUAUAUAAUAUCCAAAAUAUAUGAAUAUCUGGUAAAAUUCUUUGCAGAUGAUACUGCUGAGCCAGAAAACAGUUGGCUGAGGGGGACUGUGAUUUGCUGAAGAGCUUCACCUAUGGUUGGCUGCGGUGGCCAAAUGCUUCUCUCACCUCCUCAAGAGUCAUUUAAAGCAGGCUUCUCUGCCAUCCAAAUGGUGGGGCAUUGGGUAUUGCUGAACAUGCUCACAAAGGAGAUGGUAACAGGAAGCCUUAGAGCCCAGACAGUGUCCAGUAGGAUUAAUAUCCUUGCAGCAUAUCCAGUUAUCCUAGUAACCUACCUGUCCAGUUCUAAGGGUUUCUUGUUGCCCUGUAUAUACUCUGCAAAUAUUCUGAGCCAAGAACUUCUCAGGGAAAUUAUGAGCUGGAGAAACCUUUAUCGGCACCAGGUAAUAAUGAUCUUCAGGAACAUAGCUAGAAUCAGUAAGAUGAGGCAUGGCUAAAUUCAGCUCAGCAAUUUUUCAUUUGCCACUGGUAACGAAAGAAACCCCAAAAAAUGAGAGCUCCAAUCAAGUAAGCCAAGAUUUCAGCACUAAAAAAGGCAACACACUCUUGUUAUGGCUCUGAUAGGAAUGAGGGGACCUCAAACAUCUGACAGCUUUGAUUUCCCCUCAUUCCAUCAAAAUCUAAUGCUUCUUUCAAAAUACUUGGAAACUUGGUAGUUAUGUACAUAUAUGUUCUACCAAACAAUAUUUGCCUGGUCCCAAGGAUACUUUCAGAUUUCAGGUGUCUGAAUGUACUUCUACGAUGUAACAAAGUCUACUCUGGAAUACAUUGCAGAACAUGUUCUGAGAAAAUCGUGCAUUUUUAAAGCCUUCCUUAUUAAAUUGUUAGUUUAUUAAAGGACCCUGGGAUUAGAGGCAAUUUUAGCAGGA